Staurois parvus is the source of this 429-nucleotide messenger RNA. Lineage: Eukaryota; Metazoa; Chordata; Amphibia; Anura; Ranidae. The record is from the annotation of a GenBank genome assembly.
GACUGCGGACACAGUACAGGAGAUGACCAGAGACAGCAGACAUAGUACAGGAGAUGACCAGAGACUGCGGACAUAGUACAGGAGAUGACCAGAGACUGCGGACACAGUAUAGGAGAUGACCAGAGACUGCAGACACAGUACAGGAGAUGACCAGAGACUGCGGACAUAGUACAGGAGAUGGUCAGAGACUGCGGACACAGUACAGGAGAUGGUCAGAGACUGCGGACACAGUACAGGAGAUGACCAGAGACUGCAGACAUGAUACAGGAGCCAAGCAGAUCUUGGUGCAGGCAGUGUGGUUGUGGAGGACGGACAUGAUGCGGCACUCAGGAAUGUACAGACGGGCUGCGACUGGGAGACACGCAGAGCGCACAGGGCGAUCCCGACACAGCGCCACCUGCUGGCCUCAAAUUUUGUAGUCAGGGAAUG